AUGCGAGUGGCCCAGGGUCUCCUGAGCAGCCAUGUGGACCUGGACAAGGGCUUGGUCUUGGCCUUCAUCGUACUGCUGUGCCUGCUGCUCGUGGCCAUGAUCGUCCGCUGUGCCCGAAUGGUGAUCGACCCGUACAGUGCCAUCCCCACCUCCACCUGGCAGGAGGAGCAGAUCAACAACUGACCCUCCAUGGGGGAGGUGGGCGAGGGAUUCACAGAUCUGUGGCCUGGACGUCUCCUCCCCCCACCCCCCCGAGCUGCCCUCUCGCAGUCGGGCCGGCGCUGAUGGAACCGCACUGCAGGACGGUCUCCCAUCGAUGUCUACGUCCCCUCUCUCUCAUCCCAUCCAUCUCCACCUUUCCACUGCCCUUCUCGUGGAAACUGGCUUUUCAGCUGAACCCCUCCGAGGUGCCCAUCGAAACCAGUCCCAUUUGUUCAUGUUUGGCCCACAUCCCAAACCUUUCCCAUCCUUGUACCCAUCUGUAUCCCUCUAAACCUUUCCUAUCCGUGUACCUGUCCGUAUCCCUCUAAACCUUUCCUGUCCGUAUCCCUCUAAACCUUUCCUAUCCGUGUACCUGUCCGUAUCCCUCUAAACCUUUCCUAUCCGUGUACCUGUCUGUAUCCCUUUAAACCUUUCCUAUCCGUGUACCUGUCCGUAUCCCUCUAAACCUUUCCUAUCCGUGUAACUGUCGAAGUGAUUUUAAAUGUUGUUAAUGUACUUACCU
Hypanus sabinus (Atlantic stingray) is the source of this 724-nucleotide messenger RNA. RefSeq names its product cortexin domain-containing 1 protein-like. Bases 1 to 183 code for a protein of 60 amino acids. The record is from RefSeq and is a predicted model, not a curated record. Lineage: Eukaryota; Metazoa; Chordata; Chondrichthyes; Myliobatiformes; Dasyatidae. The transcript has a single exon.